Messenger RNA from Pogoniulus pusillus (Red-fronted tinkerbird), 1174 nucleotides. RefSeq names its product mitochondrial disaggregase-like. The record is from RefSeq and is a predicted model, not a curated record. The annotation marks the transcript as partial. The transcript has 10 exons. NCBI's taxonomy places the organism in Eukaryota, Metazoa, Chordata, Aves, Piciformes, Lybiidae. Gene Ontology annotation, molecular function: ATP binding; ATP hydrolysis activity. Gene Ontology annotation, cellular component: cytoplasm; mitochondrion. Gene Ontology annotation, biological process: cellular response to heat.
AUCGCCACCGUGGGCGCAGCCAUUCGGAGGAAGGAGAAUGGUUGGUAUGAUGAAGAGCAUCCAUUGGUCUUCCUCUUCCUGGGAUCCUCUGGAAUAGGCAAGACCGAGCUGGCCAAGCAGACAGCCAAGUACCUGCACAAGGACAUCAAGAAGGGCUUCAUCAGGUUGGACAUGUCUGAGUUCCAGGAGAGGCAUGAGGUGGCCAAGUUCAUUGGCUCCCCGCCAGGCUACGUGGGGCACGAGGAGGGCGGGCAGCUGACUGCCAGGCUGCGGCAGUGCCCCAGCGCCGUGGUGCUCUUCGACGAGGUGGACAAGGCUCACCCUGACGUCCUCACCAUCAUGCUGCAGCUCUUCGACGAGGGCAGGCUGACAGACGGGAAGGGCAAGACCAUCGACUGCAGAGAUGCCAUCUUCAUCAUGACCUCCAACGUGGGCAGCGAGGAGAUCGCCCAGCAUGCCCUGCAGCUGCGCCAGGAGGCCCAGCAGCUGUGCCAGCCCUGGGGGGCAGGCGACCCAGGCGCUGCUGGUGCCCAGGAGGUGACUCUGUCGAGGCACUUCAAGGAGAAGGUCAUCAGGCCCCUGCUGAAGGCGCACUUCAGGCGGGAUGAGUUCCUGGGCAGGAUCAAUGAGGUUGUUUACUUCCUGCCCUUCUGCCACGCGGAGCUGCUGCAGCUGGUCCAGAAGGAGCUCAGCUUCUGGGCCAAGAAGGCCAAGGCGAGGCACAACAUCACCCUGCUGUGGGACAGGGAGGUGAUGGACGUGCUGGCAGAUGGCUACAACCUGCACUACGGAGCCAGGUCCAUCAAGCAUGAGGUGGAGCGCCGCGUGGUGAACCAGCUGGCAGCUGCCUACGAGCAGGAGCUGCUGCCCAAGGGCUGCACCCUGAGGAUCACAGUGGAGGACUCGGACAAGCAGCUGCUGAAGAGCCCCGAGAGGGCAGAGGGGGGGCCCGGUGCCAAGGUGCCCACCCUGAGGCUGGAGCUGGUGGAGCAGGGCAGCAGGUCCCGGCGGCUGGAGAUCCGAGCGCCCCUCAGCCCCGACAGCCUCAGCCACUUCCUCUAGGCACUGCCAGCACCGCCCUCUGCUGCCCCCUGGCACUGCCAGCACCGCCCUCUGCUGCCCCCUGGCGCUGCCAGCCCUGCCCUCUGCUGCCAAUAAACCCCUCUGGCACCUG